AAUACAUCCUUUGUUCUUACAAUGUAAUUUUGCUAUUUUAGCUAUUCUUUGUGUGACGCUUAGGAUCACGCCACAUUUUGCAUUAGAGAUAAGUAAUGUUAUAAAUUCUCAGAUGCAUUGUUUUUUUAGUCAGUCAUAACGGAUAAGUCAAUAAUAGAUCAGUUCAUGACAGAUAGUUUUGAUUGUACCUUUCGUCUUUUUCUUGUAAAUAAAGUUUUUUUUUUUAAAACAAGGUUUUCCAUCUCAAAAACAUAAUUGGCGACGAGGAUGGGAUCUCUUUAAAUAUUCCGGAAAUAAUAGCGCGACGAGAAAAACGCGACGUAUUAUCUGAAAUAUUGUGCCGGUCGUAGAAGUGACAAAACAAAAACUUUCUUUCGACUAUCAGUUUCAACUGUUAAGGUGAGAAGCAACCCUGAGAAGGAAGCCAAGAAGCCCUGAUCUUUGGAGUAGCGCCCAAGACGACUUCACUACAAGGAAUACGACACAAAAAAAAAGGUUAGCAAUCCUACCCGUUAUUGACUCCCAGUUUACCCUAUUCUGGACAAAAAAUAGUCACCCUUUUUCCCAAAGUUUUGAGUGUAAAACUUGUAGAACAGUUUUUCCUAGGUUUCUUUAAAAAACCGACAUAAGAGUUUUCCCUAGGUUACUCAUUUAAAAAACCGAUUACUAUAUUUUACUUUAUUGCAUUAAUAAUUAAUCAAGAUUACGUCAGUAAAGCAUUUUAAAGGUAGAAAAGAGCGUAAAGAAAAUAAAAAUAUGGCUCAAGAAAGAAUAGAUUUAACAUUGCCAGAAAAAUUUGGAAUGUUAUUACCUAGAUUUUCAGGAAAAGAAAAUGAGUUGCAUUCGUUCUUACGUAGCGCAGAACAAUUUUUAUUCAUGUUUACAAAUGAAGCCCAAAUAAUUAAAGAUUAUUGUUUCGCAGUUGUAAAAUCGAAACUUACUGAUCGUGCAUUAGCAGAGGUAUCUACUUCUGAUAUACCUAACAAUUGGGUCGUUCUUAAACGAUUCUUAAAUACGAAAUUCGGAGAUCAAAUAAAUUUAGAUGUAUUAAUUCAUCAAUUGCAAUUUUUAGCAAAGAAGCCACAUGAAGACAUGUUGAAUUUCAUUGAUAGAAUAAUAUCGUUGAAAAUUCGAAUUAAUUAUAGAAUAGAUUCAGAUCCUAUGCCUGAUCCAGAGAAAUUAAUUUAUAAAUCGAAUAUUUUAAAAAUAUGUAAAACAGUAUUGAUAUCGAAUUCCCCAAUGGAAUUACGAACUUAUUUGAUUACUAACAAUGCAUUUAACUUUGAUAAUACCGUAAACGCUGUAAAAGAUUAUUUAUGUAAUAUGGCUCAGUAUGAAUUAUUAGACAGAAGUCGAAAUAAAAAUCCUAUACAUGAAAAUGUAUCGAGAAAUAAUUAUUCCGAUCAUCGCAAUAAUACAAACAAAUACAAUCAUUUUUCAAAUAAUAAUUAUCGAACGCAGCAUUAUGAAACGCAGCAUAGAUUCCCUUCGAGACCGAUACAAUUUACGCAACGUCAAGUAAAUACUCAUUAUCCUACGCAACGUGAAACGUUUGGUGUUCCAAGUACGUCGAGAAAUCAAAACGUUUUUAAACCGAAUCCAAAUCAAAGAAUAACUACCCCACCUGAAAGAAUGUCAGUACAGACACGAGUUUAUCCACAAAAAAGACCUAAUUAUUCAACCCAAUAUCAAAAUAAUCCCCAGAGAAAAUUCUAUAAUAAUAAUGAUAGAAGCCCUGAUUUUCUCGUAGAAGAAUUAACUAAUAUUGAUAUAAAUCCUAAUAAGAGAAAUUCUUUCUCACAACCUUCUACAUCGAAAAGUAACUUCUCAAAUAAACAAAAUUUUCAAGAAACAACCUUAGAAAACGAAUUGACUUAA
Molecule: messenger RNA, 1878 nt
Organism: Harmonia axyridis
Lineage: Eukaryota; Metazoa; Arthropoda; Insecta; Coleoptera; Coccinellidae
Product: probable serine/threonine-protein kinase cdc7
Exons: 2
Coding region: 757-1878 (373 amino acids)
Source: RefSeq, a predicted model, not a curated record